AUGACUGAACUCUCAAAGCUUUUUGGCAGCGAUAAGUCUAGUGAUUUAUUUUCUGGGACUCCUUUUGAACCUCCAAAGCCUAUAAAACCUAUAAUUCCUGAAGAAACCCCUGAAGCGCCACAAAAAGAUGAAAAGUCAAGGGAAGAUCGGCUGAUUUUUGUAGGGAACGUCGACAUUUCCACCAAGAAAAAGCAAAUUAAAAAGCUUUUUGGCCAAUACGGCGAGAUAGAAAAAGUGUGAGAAAGAAGUGUCCCUGUUGAAAGGGGAAAACUCCCAAUAAAAGCUGCGGUUGCCCUGAAAAUGUACAAAGAUGGAGCCUCAGCUUGCAAUUUUUAUGUCCUUUACAAAAACCCUGAAGACGCAAAACAGUCCUUGGAUUUAAAUGGGCAAGACUUCAAAGGAUCCCAUCUCAGGGUAGAUUUCGCCGAAAAACCUAAAAAAGAAAUAAAAAACAGUAUUUUUAUUGGAAACUUGGCUUUUGAUACCAAAGAUGAAGAACUAUGGGAAGAGUUCAAAGAAUUUGGAGAAAUUGACUAUGUGCGGAUCAUCAGAGACCAUGCCACACAUAUGGGGAAAGGGUUUGCAUAUGUUGCUUUUAAAGAAAAAGAUUCAGCUGUAAGAGCUUUAUCGAAAAAUAAUGCAGAAUUUAAAGGAAGAAGUUUGAGGGUUCACAAGGCGAAAAGUGACAAACAACUAGAAAAAGAUAAGGAAAAGCCAAAAAAUAUGGGGGCAAUGAGGUUUAGAAAUAAAAGCAAAGAGCUGAAAAAUGCAUAUGAACUGCCUGAAGAAUAUAAAAUGCAAGAAAACGUUCAGAUAAUGGAAGGGAGACCAAAAAACAGAAAAAAGAAUGCUAAGCCAGAUUAUACUGUGAAAAAGAAAAUGAAGAAAGAGCAGAAUAAGUUGAAAGAGAAAAUUAAAAAACGGAAAGAGGAUAGCAAGCCUACAAAGAAAAGUAAAAAGGAUAAAAGUUAA
This is a messenger RNA of Blepharisma stoltei, 972 nucleotides long. The record is from the annotation of a GenBank genome assembly. NCBI's taxonomy places the organism in Eukaryota, Ciliophora, Heterotrichea, Heterotrichida, Blepharismidae.